ACUAGCCCCUGGUUAACAUUCACUUCUAGAGCCGAGAGGCAGCGCGUUUGUCUUCGGCGCGUGCGUGAUGCCAUAGCUAUGGUGGCGAGAGCAGUGCAGUGCCCACGCGCAUGGAAUGUCGGUGGUGACAUCUGAGCUCACCCGCCCGCCACGCUGAAGACAUGGGGGGGUGACUUGGCAGAGGUUGUGCCAAGGCAGCUUGUGCCCAGGCAGCAUUGCUCCAGGCAGACAUGCGCUACAGUACAUGCCAUGGCUAGUGGACAGUCAUCGGCCUUUUUCUAUGCUCCGCGCCGCACUGUGCAUGAGUUUCGGAAGAGGACAAGCGCGCCUCAAUUCUCCAGCAUCGAGGCGCGCGGAUUGGUGGCGGUGGCAUUUGCUUCGACCCGACCCGAGCCGCCAUUGCCAUCGCACUCCGCAGACAUGGGAGAGGCAUCUGCCCCAUAAAUAGGAUUUAAGAGGCAGGCAUGGCCAGACCGUUCCUCACCAGCUCUCGCCUUCACCAUUCACCCUCGAAACUGUCCUGCACUUGCUGCUCGUGCAUUCUCCUCCAUCCGCUUCUGCCUGAUUUCCCCUCUACUAGUAUUACCGAAGCGCCUCAUAACGCGUAUUAUCAUGGCUGCGCUUAAGCUGUCGCUCGCAUUGCCCAUGCUCGUCGCGCUGCUGCUGGCCGCCGCGUCCCUGGCGGCGGCGCAGGGCCCGCCCAAGGCGGAGGUGGUGGCGGAGCUUCAGGGGCUCAAGCGCGCGCUCAGGUUCCGCCCCAAGUACUCGCUCAUCCGCCGCGUCGCCAGCAUCCUGCUCUCCCGCCAAGACGAUUUUCCCGAAGACUUUGACUUCAGUGACGUGGUGAACAAGACCCUUCUCCUACCAACCAAUGCUGCCAUCAUCGGUGCGGGCGUGCGCAAGAUCCCCACCAACGAGGCGGAGGGCGAGCAGUACGAGGCCCUGGGGCUCAUGAACGUGCUUGACGGGUACCUCACUAUGGAGGACAUCAAGGCGCCCGGGGCCACCUUCACCACGGUGCACGACGGGACGGCUCUGACGGUCAAGGAGACCCGCAGUGGCGGGGUGGUCGCGCUCGGGCAGGACGGGCAGAAGCGCGGCAAGUGGUCCGUGGUUGUGGAUCCGACUCUGUUCAAGGGCAAGUUCGUUGUUGUGCAUGGGGUCAACAGGAUGCAACUGCCUUAGGCGGGGAGGGGGGAGAAGAGGGGGAGGGGACGGGGGGGAGGGGGGAGGACGGGCAGAAGCACGGCAAGUGGUGGGUGGUUGUGGAUCCGACACUGUUCAAGGGGUGUGCUCUCGUGGCGGUCAUUUUCUUCAGGCGGUGGUUCCUUCCUAGCUGCUGUGGCUGCGCAAGUAUUCAAAGGUUGGCAUCUUGCCAACCAUGCACCCUUCCUAGUUGCGUCUCCUCCUACUCUUUGUCAUCUUCUGCCCUCUCAUCUGUCGCUACUCUUUCUUCGCUCAUGGGGGGAGGGAGAAAGAGUAGCGAGAGGAGAGAGAGAAGCACGAAGAGAGUGCAGGAGGACGAGACGAGAUCUAGGAUGCUUGUUUCAUGUGUGCCUUAUGUUUACUUCGCUAUUUCAUUUCAUCAAUGCAAUUCUAACGUUUCCAUCCA
Closterium sp. NIES-67 is the source of this 1612-nucleotide messenger RNA. The record is from the annotation of a GenBank genome assembly. NCBI's taxonomy places the organism in Eukaryota, Viridiplantae, Streptophyta, Zygnematophyceae, Desmidiales, Closteriaceae.